This is a messenger RNA of Eucalyptus grandis, 2268 nucleotides long. Its product is annotated as bZIP transcription factor TGA10. Gene Ontology annotation, molecular function: sequence-specific DNA binding; DNA-binding transcription factor activity. NCBI's taxonomy places the organism in Eukaryota, Viridiplantae, Streptophyta, Magnoliopsida, Myrtales, Myrtaceae. Bases 461 to 1909 code for a protein of 482 amino acids. The record is from RefSeq and is a predicted model, not a curated record. The transcript is spliced from 11 exons. Gene Ontology annotation, biological process: DNA-templated transcription; regulation of DNA-templated transcription.
UGUAUUUAUUUUUAGAGAGAGAAAGAGAGAGGGGAACAGAAAGAUAACCUCAUCGACCGCCUUGUCUGAAAAUUUUGUUUAAACAGAAGCUCUCGUCUGGAGAGAGUGUGAUAACGCUUCAAAAUAAAAAAGAGACUUUGUCUUUUGUUUCUUUGCAUUCAAUUCCUCCUCCUCCUUCUUCCUCUCUCUCUCUCUCUCUCUCUCUCUUCUCGCCUACAGAUUAUAACCGACUCUUGAUUACAGAGGCCGAAAGGGAGGAGAAAAUGAUAUUCAAAAGGGGUGAGAGAGAGGGAGGGAUUAGCUCUCUUCGCCAUUAAUGGGUUUCUCUCAGGAAACUUUAUCGUCACGGGGUCUUGGCGAUGGAGAAAGAUGAUGUUACUGAGUUAGAGAGAGACAGCUAGCCGCAGAAAGAGCUCAGCUCGCACCCGAAAAGGAGCAAGUCCCUAUACUUUUCUUGGCCAUGGAUGCCAAUAAAGCCAUCAUCACCGGCCAGCACGCAAGUCAACUGGAGUAUCCGCACCAGCAUCAGCAGCACCACAUACAGGAUCACCGCCAUCACCACUAUCCUCAUCAUCAGCAGCAGCAGCAGCAGCAAGUACCUCACGGGAUGAUGCAAUCAUCACCCUCGUCCUCCAUCACCGUGAUUAAUUGCUUAAGCAAGGACGGGGGUGGAGGAGGAGGAGGAGCUUAUGACUUGGGCGAGCUGGAUCAAGCCCUUUUUCUCUAUCUCGAUGGGCAUGACCCCCAAAAUGUUCAAGAUCAAAAACAGAAUUCUGGGAUGAGACCUCCAACUCUCAACAUUUUCCCAUCUCAGCCGAUGCACGUCGACCCAUUGCCAAAGGUUAGCAUGGGACUGGCCUUGCCGCAGGCAAGCGGUUCGAAGAGGCCGCCGGAGCCAUCCAUGGAGUUAGCCAACGCAAGAACCGAAGUUGCAUCUGCUCCUACUGAACCACCUAAAACCAAGCGUGAAGGGAACCGCAAAGGCGCGUCGUCCGCUUCUGAGCAACAAGAAGGUCCUAGAACUCCUGACCCUAAGACCUUGAGAAGGCUCGCGCAGAAUAGAGAGGCAGCGAGGAAGAGCAGGCUGAGGAAGAAGGCGUACAUUCAGCAACUGGAGUCAAGUAGGAUGAAGCUCUCACAGCUGGAACAAGAACUGCAAAGAGCACGAUCUCAAGGCAUAUAUGUCGGAGGAGGAGCAGUAGUAGGAGAACAAGGCCUCCCCGUGGGCAUUAGCAACAUCAGCACCGAUGCUGCGGUGUUCGACAUGGAGUAUACGAGGUGGCUCGAGGAACACCAUCGUCUCAUGUGCGAGCUCCGAGCGGCGGUGCAGGAGCAUCUGCCGGAGAACGAGCUGCGGCUGUUCGUGGACAACACGCUGGCUCACUACAACGAGAUGAUGAACCUCAAGAGCAUGGUGGCAAAAUCGGACGUGUUUCAUCUCGUCUCGGGAAUGUGGAGGACCCCGGCUGAGCGGUGCUUCAUGUGGAUGGGCGAUUUCCGUCCUUCCGAGCUCAUCAAGGUUGUACUAAACCACAUCGAGCCCUUGACGGAGCAACAGAUUCUAGGGAUAUGCGGGUUGCAACAGUCGACGCAGGGGGCCGAGGAGGCUCUGUCGCAAGGGCUUGAAGCCCUCAACCACUCGCUUUCGGAGACCAUCGCUUCCGAUUCACUGAUCUCUCCUCCUAACAUGGCCAACUACAUGGGCCAGAUGGCCGUCGCCAUGAACAAGCUCUCUACCCUCGAAGGUUUUGUCAGACAGGCAGAUAACUUGAGGCACCAGACACUUCACCGGAUGCUUCAAAUUCUUACAACUCGCCAAGCCGCAAGGUGUUUGAUCGCGAUCUCUGAGUACUUCUAUCGCCUCCGAGCUCUCAGCUCCCUAUGGUUGUCACGUCCGCGGCAAGAAUGAUGAAGACCUUUCACUGCCAUAUUUUAGUAGAGUCCCCUUUUUUUCUCUCAUGCCACCAACCUCACCAAGUUAUGCCUAGUCAGUAGUUACAACGAUGUUUAAAUACUUCCAUUUGCGAAAUAGAUGUAUACAUAGAAGGUAGAUAAAUAGAUUUGACUCCAUGGAAAGGGAAAUCAGCUUCAUCCUCUGCAUUUGCACUAUCGCUACUUGAGGAAGGAAAUUUGAUGUGGCAAUGAUUUCGCUGCCAUUGCUGACUAAAAGUGAAAAAUCUAAUAGAAAGGAGGUAGAAAUUAUAGGACAUUGGUGGUUGUAGAAGAAAUUGAAUUUUGGCUAAUUUUCUCGUUGCUUUGUCUGUUCUA